AUGGCGAUGGAGAUACUUGGCAGGGGAAUUACCAAGUUUGAUGGAUCAGACUUCCAAACCUGGAAAUUUAAAGUGAAGCAACUACUGAUGGCACAUGGGCUUGAAGACUUAGUGGACGGCACGCGGAUAAGACCGGCCGGUGGAGCAGCGGACGCGGCGGUGAAGGUGUGGGUCAAGGAUAACUCAAAGGCAAUGAGCCUGAUCUCAACAGCAAUUGAAAGGAAACAAUUGCGAGGGCUAAUCACCUGUUCUACAGCAAGGGACAUGUGGAUGACCUUGACAGGAAUCUACGAACAAAAGUCAGCAUCGAAUAGAUUACUACUGUUGCAAAGCAUGUAUCAAACAAUUUUAUUACAAAAACAAUUAUUACAAAAUCUCGCUAGUCAAUUGAAGGAUGCGGGUCAAGACAUAACGGAAGUCGAUAUAAUGGCCAAAAUACUAGGCUCACUACCAGCAAAAUACAGUACACUUGCAACAGCGUGGGAUAGCGUACCAGUGGAAGAGCAACGGAGGACAUUUUGCCCUUGCUACAAAAAGAAAAGGGACAAAGAAAAGGACACAGACAACGACAGAGAAAACAAUGCUUUCGUUGCCACAGUGCCGAGUAUGAAAAAUAAUAAGUGGGAGGUGCCGCCAUCUAGUGAAGCCAUACAGGAAUUGAAAUCCAUGAACUCGGAAGAUACUUGGAUAACCGACAGUGGAGCGUCACGCCACAUGACUUACCGACGCGAAUGGCUUACCGACCUAACACCUUUGGCAGGUGAACUAGUGUCAUUAGGAAAUAGUGGACAGUGCAAAGUCACCGGCAGUGGCACAGUAAUCAUAGACAAAUUAGUAAACGGUAAAUGGCAACAAGCACGAAUAGAAGACGUGCUUCUAGUACCAGACAUUAAAAAGAAUCUGUUUUCUGUGGGAGCCUGUGCAAGGAAAGGCUACAAUGUUAUCUUCGACAAACAAAGUGUAGUGCUAAUGAAAAGGGGCAAAAUACAAGCAGUAGGUCACAAGCAAUCGAACGACAUAUACAAGCUGUUCUUCAAAGUGAACGCACAAAACAGUGGCAAUGAAGCGAAUAUGUCUGCCACGAACUUGCGCCAGUGGCAUGAAAGACUAAGACACAUAAACAUCGGAUAA
Formica exsecta is the source of this 1131-nucleotide messenger RNA. RefSeq lists its product as uncharacterized. Bases 1 to 1131 code for a protein of 376 amino acids. The record is from RefSeq and is a predicted model, not a curated record. Lineage: Eukaryota; Metazoa; Arthropoda; Insecta; Hymenoptera; Formicidae. The transcript is spliced from 3 exons.